ACAGCAGGUACACGAAGACUUCCUCCCAUCGUAGAUUUUCACUGCGAUGGAGUACAACCACUUCAAGAUGAAUUCAACAACAGAAAACGCGAACGACUCAACAACAGACAUAAUCGUGUUUGACCUUAUUCCUUUAUCAUCAAGAUACAAUCUUGUACAGAAUAUUGUAAAAACUUUCGUGGUAAUAUUGUCUCUGAUAGGUAUUCUUGUCAACGGCCUCUUUCUUGUCGUCAUUAUCAAAGACCCGUUCAAGCAGUUGCGAACCAUUACAGCAAUAUUAUUGGCCUUCAACUCCGUUACGAAUCUUAUCCUGACUUGUGUUUCAUUUGUUGAGAACUUGGUAAACUGGUUUGAUGGAACGCUUCCACAAGAGUUAAUUUUUUACGUGAAAAUAGUUUCGUCGUUUUUGUAUAUUUUCGGUAAUCUCUUCCAUACAAUUAAUACUUACGGUGCCAUUGUUGCUCCUGUGCGUUACAUGAUAGUAGCACCAAAAAUACGAAAAUAUUUGGUGCAAAGUCUUACACUGGCUACAUUGGUAACAUUCCUCGUUGUUGUUAUACCUGUUAGUGUUUUACCAAAGAGCAAGCAACAAGAUCUUGCUACAGCAGUUAUUACAAUAACGUGUGCUUUGAUCGUGAUGUUAUCUAUUACAUUUGCGAUUAUUUACUAUAGAAUAUUUCGAUCACUGUACGCUAAAAGAGAGAAAGUAAAGUGGACGUUACGUCGGAGAAAGCUGUAUACAGUUAACAUGAAACAUUCUGUGGACUAUCGUAAUCAGAGGAUCGCAAUGACGCUUUUUGUACACGUUGUUUUCUUCACUUUAACAGCAGUCCCUGGCCCCGUAAUUUUUUUAAUUUUUCUUCAUCAUGUGAGUUCGGAUGCUUUGAGCCUUGCGGCUCUCUUCAGCGUUCCUUUGUCAUAUUUACCCUUGGUGUUUUUACCGUUACUUUGGCUAUACCGACUGAAAACCUACAACAGAGGAAUGCUGAAGAUUCUAUGUCUUUGGAGAGGAGAGAAAAUUGAAGAAAAAACUCAACUGAAUGCAUAUCAUCAAACUCAGAAUGCAAGUCAAGAUCAGACAGUUUUACAAAAAAUUUGAAUUUUCAUGCUUGCAUCGUUGAACAAUGAAGAAUUUGUACUCAAACUCUGAAGUGUCUUUGAAAUAAAUCAAUCGAUUCCUGUUUGAGAGUAAGCAUGUACACGUUUAACUGUUGUAAGUGUAAAGAUUGAUAUAUCUGACUCAUUUUAGAACGUCAAAUUUAAAAUAUACCAGAUUUGUAGCCAUAGUCUGAAGCGGUAGCAGUGCGUCGGAGCAGGUUUGAAAUUAUAUUUGAUUGAAAUACA
This is a messenger RNA of Xenia sp. Carnegie-2017, 1344 nucleotides long. RefSeq lists its product as uncharacterized. NCBI's taxonomy places the organism in Eukaryota, Metazoa, Cnidaria, Anthozoa, Malacalcyonacea, Xeniidae. Gene Ontology annotation, molecular function: G protein-coupled receptor activity. The record is from RefSeq and is a predicted model, not a curated record. Gene Ontology annotation, biological process: G protein-coupled receptor signaling pathway. The transcript has a single exon. Gene Ontology annotation, cellular component: membrane. Bases 47 to 1099 code for a protein of 350 amino acids.